UGUGAGUUCAGACGAAAGUAGGACGUAAGCUGUGGUGAAAGUGAGGCACCGCCAAUAAAUGACAACAACCGGGGCUCGGUUCACCAGUCGAAAUGAAUGGAAGCCGUGUCGUACUGAGAAUGCGCGUGGGUGUGUACGUAGAAAACGUAACAGCCCCUGGAGGAAGUCGUGUAGACUGACUGUCAGUCUUAGACCAAAACAUGCGUCUGCUCCAUACAGCUUUACCAACACCGGUUCACCCAGGACAACCAGCGGGGAGUUAGUUUAGGCAGCGCGGUGUGAUGCGGUACUGCAGCCGGUCACCUGUCAGUGGACAUUCCAGGGAGACCAGAUGGAGUGGGAAUCAUUAGACACCAGACUGGGAGGACCAGCGGGCGACUCUCUUCAACUGUACAACUCAUGUCCAUCAUCAGCUGAGAGCAGAAUCACCGAAUAUGAAUUUUCGUGUCACUGUUGCUACGAUAUCUUAGUGAACCCAACCACACUGACCUGUGGACACAACUUUUGUCGCCACUGUUUGGCUCAGUGGUGGGAGUCAAAGAAGCAGUGUCCGGAAUAUAGGGAAAAGUGGGAAGGCUUUCCCAAAGUCAACAUACUGUUGAGAGAUGCCACUGAAAAACUUUUUGGUGAAAUUGUUCGUCAGAGGAGAGAAGGGCUUCAGGCAAACCCCAAAAUCUCCCGAAGUCUACUGGCCUUCCAGAGAUAUGGUGACAACCUGGGCAGAUCCAGAACAAACCAGUACAAAGGAGCUGGCUUCUUCUUCACUGGUAUCCUAACUGCACUCACAUGUGUGGCUGUGACGGUGAUGGUGUUUCACUGGAGCAGUGGGGCAUCAGAGCAGCACGACCUGCUCAUCAGUAAACCCGUGUCCCACUGGACGGCGGUGGAGGUCAUGACCUGGCUGGAGAACCUGGGGCCCUGGGCCCAGCUCUACAGGGAGGCUUUUCAUCUGGAAAAUGUGAAUGGAAGGUUACUGUUAAUGCUGGGAGACGAGGAGCUGUUGAAGCCCCCGUACAGCAUCGAAAAUCAGGCCCACCGACGAGCUGUCUUAGCCGAACUGGACAGAAUUAAAGUCCUCGGCGUUAAAGCACCACAGAAUCUGUGGGAAUAUAAAGCAGCCAACGCUGGAAAGUCUCUGUUCCUGCUGUAUGCUCUGAAGCGAUCGCCUCGUCUCACGCUCUUCUACCUGUAUCUGUUCGACUACUCGGAAACCUUCCUGCCCUUUUUGCACACCUGCUGCCCAGCCAUCGCACACAUGGACCGGUCGUUGGAGGCCGACUUCCUCCUCUCACAGCCCAGUUGGAGACAGUGGGCAGAGUUUCUUGUGAAGUUCCUCCUGCUUCCAUACCAGCUGAUAGCAGAGUUCGCCUGGGACUGGUUGGACGUUCACUAUUGGACGCCUCGCUUCAUCAUCGUUAAUGCUGUGCUGCUGUCGGUGCUGGAGGGCUGUUCCCUGUGGAGCCUGUGGUCCAGAGUUAGGAUCAGGAACUUGCCCAGCCAGAUGUGGAACCACAUGUGGAAAAUGUUAUCUCAGGGGUUCGCCUUCGCCCUCCUGUGGCCUUUAGUCCCUCAGUUUAUCUGCAACUGCUUCUUUUACUGGGCUCUCUACUUCAGCCCAAUGAUCAAUAUAUACCUGGUGGUCAAGCAGCUCAUGCACCCAGAAACACAGGCGGUGUAAGACAGUGAUGCCUGCUCGAUGGUAUAUCAUUCAAGGCAGAAAAACUGAGUGCAGAAAGCCAGUUGUUUUACAUGGCUUUGGCUUUGCUUUUGGAGGAGGAAACACAAUGACUUCCUGUUUUAUAUCUGUGCCCAGACAGAGGUAAAGAAGCUUCAGCCUGCACAAGCAUCUUGACAUGGAGCAGCAUAAUGUCUGUGAUCCAGCUGCAGUUGGUAAGAUGUUCUGCUUAAAGUGGCUCCCGUUAGCCCUCACCAGCCUUUUAUCAGGAGGAGUUGAGUGGAAUCAGUGUUGACUGAGGAAGAAAGCAGGAAUAUCUUUUUUGGUUGAACAUCUUUUUUUUUUUGCAUUAAACUCUCAAUUACAGGAACUUUUAGCUAGUGUUUAUUUGGUUUUAUAAGUUUAAAUGGAAUCUACAGUCUUAACCAUUGACGUUAAGGGGAGAAAUGAAAAAAGAAACUGACCAAUACUGUACGUAACACUGGAGUCUGUUUUCCGAAGCGUUUUGAUACUUUGAAAUUAAACAUAUUUUUUCUUGCUAUUUAAUAUUGGCAAGUUUUUUAUUUUAAGAUAAAACGCAACUUACGUCGCCUUUGUUCAUAGCAUAUAUUUUCAUGUAGUGAAUGAAAGAUUCAAGGAAAUACUUAUUUUUUUAUAUUGCUUUGCACUUACACAAAUGUAUUCAGUCAUUUUAUUCAUCAUUGUUCUCAAAUAACAGGUAAAUAAAGAUUUUUAAAUCACC
Molecule: messenger RNA, 2417 nt
Organism: Cynoglossus semilaevis (tongue sole)
Lineage: Eukaryota; Metazoa; Chordata; Actinopteri; Pleuronectiformes; Cynoglossidae
Product: bifunctional apoptosis regulator
Exons: 9
Coding region: 332-1678 (448 amino acids)
Biological process (GO): proteasome-mediated ubiquitin-dependent protein catabolic process
Cellular component (GO): nucleus
Molecular function (GO): protein binding; ubiquitin protein ligase activity
Source: RefSeq, a predicted model, not a curated record